UGCGCGGAGCGAGUGCGCGUGGCCGGCCAAUCGCAGGCGGCGUCGCAGGGACCGACAACGCGGCCACAACGCUCUUCUCACGAAUAUUUGUUGUGGCUCUCGAGACAUUUUAUCUUCCGCCGCUCAGCGAGUUCCAGAGCUGGUGGCGCAGCAAGUUUUCUGCCUUGGAGAAGAUUUCUUAAGAAGGGUACAAAAUGGGGGACACACAAUACAGUUACGGCAGUGGCGCUGGUGCUGGUGCUGGUAGCUAUGGUAGUUAUGGUGGUGCUCCUAAUGCCGCCACACCUCCAGCCCCAGCAUUCCCCCCACAACAGCCACACUACGGGGCAUACUCAACCCCUCCUCCACAAGGCUUCUCGCAGGGACAAGCUCCUUACGCAGCACCCCCUUCAUACAGUGCCCCACCUCCACAAGGUGGGUACGGACAUCCGCCGCCAACUCAGGCUCCAGUUCAGUCAGCACCAGGUGGUGGAGGGUACAGCAGUUAUGAACAAAACAGUACCUACGGCUCUGGAAGCUAUGGACAGACACCUACAAGCACUGCAUAUGGUAGUCAGCCCAAUGCUAACUUCUCAACUCCUCCUGCCCAAGGAAAUUUAGGAGGACCACCGCCAACACAAGGAGGCUAUGGCGGAGGCCCUCCAUCUGGGGGAAGUUAUGGUGGUCCACCAUCUUCAAAUGGAAAUUAUGGUGGGCAAGGUGGUGGAUACAACAGUGGUCUAGGCAUGGCUCCUCCCCCCCUGUCAGCCCCUCCAGGCUGUGGUGGCAUGUACGGGUCGCCGCUGAAGCAGUCCCCGGCUCCCAUUCCUAGACGAGAUCAAGGGAGAGGUUAUUACAAAGAAAGUGGUGGUGGAAACUACGGGAGCAGUCGAUAUGAUGGUGGUAGCCGAGGUGACCGGCCCAGAGACUCCGAACUGGUCACACAGGAAGAUACAAUUUUUGUGUCUGGUAUGCCAGAUGAUGCCACAGAAGAUGACAUCAAGGAUCAUUUUGGAUCAAUUGGCAUUAUUAAGAUGGAUAGAAAGACACAACGUCCCAAAAUAUGGAUGUAUAAAGAUAAGGCAACUGGAAAAAUGAAAGGCGAAUGUACAGUGACCUUUGAUGACCCCUACACUGCCAAGUCUGCUAUUCAGUGGUUUGAUGGCAAAGCAUUUAUGGGCAGUAAUAUCAAGGUACAAAUGGCAGAACGUCCAAAGAGCAGUUAUGAACGAGGGCGUGGAGGUGGAGGUGGAGGUGGAGGAGGAGGUGGUGGAGGAGGAGGAGGUGGAGGUGGUGGUGGUGGCGGCGGUGGUGGUGGUGGUUAUGGAGGCUAUGGAGGCAGUGAAGAUAGAGGCAGUCGCAAUGACAGGGGUAGCCGUGGAGAUGACAGAGGUCGCGGAGACGACAGAAGUGGCCGAGGAGAUGAUAGAGGUGGUCGUGGACGAGGAGGUGACCGGGGCUAUGACAGACGUGGAGGCCCUGGAGGCCCUGGAGGCCGAGAUGGCCCUGGUGGUGGUGGUGGUGGACGAGGCCGAGCUGGAGAUUGGAGGUGUGACAGCUGUGGUAAUAAUAAUUUUGCUUGGCGCAAUGCUUGUAAUCGCUGCAGUGAGCCAAAACCAGCUGGUGCCGGUGAUGAUGAUGGUGGCGGAGGAGGAGGAGGAGGAUACCGUGGUGGAUUCCGCGGCCGUGGUGACCGCGGAGGAUUCAGAGGCCGUGGCGGUGAUAGGGGUCGGGGUGGAUACAGAGACUCAGGACCAAUGAAGGGUGACCGUGGUCCAGGAAGGUCCAGACCUUACUAAAAGAAAAAACUCCUAGAAGUUAUUAGAGAUAGUUGAAAGGUGGCACAAUGUCUAACACAGAUAUUAUAAGAUAGUCAAUGCAGUAUUUUAUAUUCUUGACAUGCAAGAAGUCAGAACACUUGUUACAAAGACUUUUUUUAUUAUUAUUAUUUUUUGUUUUUUGUUUUUUAUUAUUUUUUUUUCAAUUAUUAUUAUUAUUAUUAUUAUUAUUAUUAAAUUAUUAUUAUUAUCAUCACCAUUAUCAACAAUCAUUUUGUAGACAUUGAAUUCAAAGUACAUGGUACUUUCUCUCCUCUUUGUUUCUCUCAUUUUUUUGGUUUGUAAGAUUUGACAAAUUUGUCAAACAUAGGAAUAAGCAAAGGUUGAGCACUGAAGAAAACUGAUAUAAUGUUAAUAUAACAGUACAAAAUUUCAAUAUCAGACCUUUAGCUGUACUUUCUAAAUUGAAUCAUGGGUCCACACUUUGCUCAUCAUCUUUUAGAUAAAUUUUAAAUGAUAGUCCAUAGAAUAAUUACCAAAUGGCAGUAAUAUGGAAUGAACUCACUUGUAUAUGUUACAGCUGAAUUUUAAGAAGGCAAUUUGUAUCAGAUAUUGCCAUGGUAGCCAACUGAGUAAGAGGGCUUGAAUUAGUUACAUUCAGUGGUUUGAAUUAUGAAGAAAUUUGGUAUCUUGUAUGAAGAUCUCUAAGACAUGAUCUUAGAUAUAGAAGCAUCUUGAAGUAUUUGGAAUGGUUUCUUAUUUUGUCAUAAAGUAAUAGGAGUUUGCACAGUGCGUCUAGCCAAGAAAAAAAAUAUAUUUGUAAGGGUGGAUAUUCACCUCUGAAUGUUUUACUUUCUGUAACAAUAAAAAUUGAACCUUUCUCUUA
Molecule: messenger RNA, 2643 nt
Organism: Penaeus chinensis
Lineage: Eukaryota; Metazoa; Arthropoda; Malacostraca; Decapoda; Penaeidae
Product: RNA-binding protein FUS-like
Exons: 11
Coding region: 195-1778 (527 amino acids)
Biological process (GO): regulation of DNA-templated transcription
Cellular component (GO): nucleus
Molecular function (GO): RNA binding; transcription coregulator activity
Source: RefSeq, a predicted model, not a curated record